CUCACUUUCUUAGCUUAGCCAUGGCUACUUCUCUUUCAUUUCCAACCAAAUUUUCUCUGCAUCCAAACAGCUCUGUCUUCGUAUUCCAAUCCCCAAACGGACCAAAAAGAAUCCGUUUUCCCAAGAAAAUUAAUAAAGUUUUAUGCUCAGCCACAGAACAACCAAAGCAGCAACAACAAAAACAACAACGGUGGCAAACAAACAAGAAGAAAAAAAGUGAUUCUGACGCAGAAAAAGGGAUUGACCCAGUUGGAUUUCUCACCAAAACCGGCAUUUCCCAUAGACAGUUUGCUCAGUUCCUUCGUGAAAGACACAAAGCAUUGAAAGACCUGAAAGAUGAAAUAUUCAAUCGUCACGUUAAUCUCAGGGAUUUGGCUUCUGGAUUUGAGAUACUGGGUAUGCAUCGCCAUCCGGAGCAUCGAGUUGAUUAUAUGGAAUGGGCUCCUGGUGCUCGGUAUUGUGCACUGGUCGGUGACUUCAAUGGCUGGUCACAAACAGAUAAUGCAGCAAGAGAGGGUCACCUUGGGCAUGAUGAUUAUGGAUACUGGUUCAUUAUUCUUGAAGAUAAACUAAGGGAGGGAGAAAAUCCAGAUGAACUAUAUUUUCAGCAGUAUAACUAUGUGGAAGACUAUGAUAAAGGUGAUAGUGGUGUUCCAAUUGAAGAAAUAUUUAAGAAAGCGAAUGAUGAGUACUGGGAACCUGGGGAGGACCGGUUUUUGAACCACCGUUUUGAAGUACCGGCAAAGUUAUAUGAGCAAAUAUUUGGCCCUAAUGGGCCUCAAACCUUAGAAGAAUUGGGAGAAAUACCAGAUGCAGAGACGAGAUAUAAAGAAUGGAAAGAACAGCAUAAGGAUGACCCACCAAGUAAUUCACCUUGUUAUGAUGUGAUUGACAAUGGAAAGGAGUAUGACAUUUUCAAUGUUGUUGUUGAUCCUGUAUCCCGAGAGAAAUUUAAAUCAAAGAAGCCUCCCUUGGCUUACUGGUUUGAGACGCGUAAAGGAAGGAAGGCAUGGUUGAAAAAGUACACUCCGGGUAUUCCUCAUGGAAGUAAAUACAGGGUCUAUUUCAACACUCCCAAUGGACCAUUGGAACGAGUUCCCGCUUGGGCUACUUAUGUUCAACCCGAAGGAAAUCAAGCUUUUGCAAUCCACUGGGAACCACCUCCAGAAGACGCAUACAAAUGGAGAAACACAAGUCCAAAAGUGCCGAAAUCAUUGCGGAUAUAUGAAUGUCAUGUUGGAAUAAGUGGAUCAGAGCCAAAAAUAUCUACUUUCAAUGAUUUUACAGAGAAGGUCCUUCCUCAUGUAAAGGAAGCUGGAUAUAAUGCAAUCCAGUUUAUUGGAGUUGUUGAGCACAAAGAUUAUUUCACUGUUGGCUACAGAGUCACUAAUCAUUAUGCCGUUAGCAGCCGAUUUGGAACUCCUGAUGACUUCAAGCGGUUGGUUGAUGAAGCACAUGGACUUGGACUGCUGGUUUUCUUAGAUAUCGUCCAUUCGUACUCAGCUGCGGAUGAGAUGGUUGGGUUAUCACUAUUUGAUGGGUCAAAUGACUGCUACUUUCAUACUGGUAAAAGAGGGCACCACAAGUACUGGGGCACCAGGAUGCUCAAAUACGGAGAUCUCGAUGUUCUACAUUUCCUUCUCUCAAAUUUGAAUUGGUGGGUUGUGGAGUAUCAAAUCGAUGGUUUCCAGUUCCAUUCACUGUCGUCAAUGAUGUAUACACACAAUGGUUUCGCUUCUUUUACGGGUGAUUUGGAAGAGUACUGUAAUCAAUCUGUAGACAGGGAAGCCCUGUUAUAUCUCAUUUUGGCAAAUGAAAUUCUGCAUGGUCUCCACCCGAAUAUUAUCACGAUUGCUGAAGAUGCAACCUAUUAUCCUGGUCUAUGUGAGCCAACCUCUCAAGGUGGAUUGGGAUUUGAUUAUUAUGUCAAUCUGUCUGUGCCAGAUAUGUGGUCAUCUUUUCUUCAGAAUGUGCCAGACCAUGAGUGGAGCAUGAGUAAGAUUGUGAGCACAUUAACGGGCAAUAAACAAUACACCGAUAAGAUGCUUGUUUAUGCUGAAAAUCACAACCAGUCAAUUUCUGGAGGGCACUCAUUUGCAGAGAUAUUACUUGGUGAGAUAAUGAAGGAUUCUGAUGCUACAAAAGAAUCAUUGCUUAGAGGGUGUUCUUUACUUAAGAUGAUCAGAUUAAUUACAUUCACAAUUGGUGGCCGUGCCUACCUCAAUUUCAUGGGCAAUGAAUUUGGGCAUCCGGAGAGGGUCGAAUUCCCAAUGUCGAGCAACAAUUUCUCAUUCUCACUAGCCAAUCGUCGGUGGGAUCUUUUAGCAAAGGAAGGAGUACAUCGCAAUUUAUUUAUCUUUGAUAAGGACUUGAUGAACUUGGAUGAAAAGGGAAGAAUACUUUCAGGAGUUCAACCAAACAUUCAUCAUGUAAAUGACACUACAAAGGUAAUAGCGUACAUGAGAGGUCCACUUCUCUUUAUAUUUAACUUUCAUCCAACAGAUUCUUAUGAAGGAUACGGAGUAGGUGUAGAAGAAGCUGGAGAAUAUCAACUUAUUCUAAACACGGAUGAGGUAGAGUAUGGAGGUCAAGGGCUUGUAAAGGAACAUCAACAUACUAGGAAAACUUUUAGUAAAAGAGUUGAUGCGCUCAGACACUGCUUGGAAGUGCCUUUACCUAGUAGGACUGCCCAGGUUUAUAAAUUGACGCGCAUUUUGAGAAUAUGAGCCAUGUUUAAGUGCAGAGGUAAAUUGGACCUAGUAUUCCAAGACUGUAAGCUGGAACCAAGAAUUACUUCAACUUCAAAACAAUAUUACUCCAUCCAAACCAAGCUUCCAAUCUCAAAAUGGUUUGUUUUUACUUCACGGAGGGUUUAGGAGGGCUAGACCUUAUUCCAAUCUCAAAAGACAUGGAUGUGUUGUGAUGAAGCAAGAAGGUCCAUAUUGGAGGUUUGUACGGGAAUACUCUUUGGUGAUGAUUAUAAACUGUAAUUAAAAGACAAUAAUAAUGGAUUAAAAGAAAAUUAGAAAAUAGACAUAAAUAAAGAGUCGCGAUCUUAGGCCUCUGAAAUGAACGAGGCCUUACUCUCUACAUAAUGUUGCAUAUCAUAGGUGCGAUCGAAGGCUAAGUUGGCAUGUGCUUCCAACUCUUGAAAUCCUUAAAGAACAAUAAUCUAGCUCAGACUUUGUCUGUAUUUCCAUAUCAUGAAAUUAAAAACUCAAGAUACCAACGCUCUCGUAAAGACAAUAAAUAGUAUCUUCUUCACGAGAGGAUGAAGA
This is a messenger RNA of Morus notabilis, 3278 nucleotides long. RefSeq names its product 1,4-alpha-glucan-branching enzyme 3, chloroplastic/amyloplastic. The coding region runs from base 21 to 2726 and encodes 901 amino acids. The record is from RefSeq and is a predicted model, not a curated record. Gene Ontology annotation, cellular component: cytoplasm. The transcript has 21 exons. Gene Ontology annotation, molecular function: hydrolase activity, hydrolyzing O-glycosyl compounds; 1,4-alpha-glucan branching enzyme activity; cation binding. Gene Ontology annotation, biological process: glycogen biosynthetic process. NCBI's taxonomy places the organism in Eukaryota, Viridiplantae, Streptophyta, Magnoliopsida, Rosales, Moraceae.